AUGUUAGCAGAUUUAGUGGAGGACAUGAAGAAGACUGAUGUCCAAGCUGCUGCUGCUGAUCCUGGACCUGAUAAUGUGCCCUGUGAUUUGUGCUCUGACAGAAAGCGAAAGGCGUCCAAGUCGUGUCUGCAGUGUCUGGUCUCCUACUGUGACCAACACCUCCAGCCUCAUCAUGAUGUACCUCCGUUUAAGAGACACAAGCUGGUGGAGCCUUCGUCAAACCUCCAGGAGAAUGUCUGUUCUCGUCAUGAUGAGCUGAUGAAGAUGUUCUGCCGCACUGAUCAACAGUUAAUCUGUUAUCUCUGCUCUGUGGACGAACACAGAGGUCAUGACAUAGUGUCAGCUGAAGCAGAAAGGAUUCAGAAACAGAAGGAAGUCGGUACGAAUUUGAGAAAGGUCCAGCAGAAAAUCGAAGCAUUUGAGAAAGAUAAAGAACUGCUUCAGAAGGAAGAGGCAGACAUCAAUGCCUCUGCUCAUAAAGCUGUGACAGAAACUGUUAAGAUGUCGACUGAACUAAUCAGUCUGAUCAAGCAAAAAACUGAAGAUAUGGAGAGGCAGAUCAGACGACAGCAGAGAAUUGCAGCAGGUCGGGUCAGGAGACUGCUGAACGAGGUAGAACAGCAGCUCAAGACCCUGAGGAGAACAAACAUUGAGCUGGAGCUGCUCUCCCAAACACACAACUACAACGACAUUCUGAAGAAUUCCUCACAACCUCUACGACUCCCUGAACACUUCAACAUAUCCAGCCGCAAUGUCCGUCCUCGGCAUCGCUUUGACCCUGUGUCUACAGCUGUGUCAAGGCUCCGAGACGAACUAAAGGACGAACUUAUCACGGAAUGGAAAAAAAUCUCAUCAACAGUGACUGAUGUGGACGUUUUACUGCCGCAAAACCCCAAGACCAGCGAGGAGUUCUCACAUUACUCAGUUCAGCUCAGUCUGGAUCCGAACACAGUGAGUUCACGAAUGAUACUCUCCGAAGGAAACCAGAAAGUGACAUGUGUGAGGGAGGAACAGUUAUAUCCUCCUCAGCCUGGCAGAUUUAUGUCUAGUGUUCAGGUUCUGAGUUUAACUCCUCUGUCUGGACGCUGUUACUGGGAGGUGGAGUGGAGUGGACAAGGGGUCUCAGUGGCAGUCGCAUAUAAAACUAUUUCCAGAACAGGAGAUCGAAGUAGAUUUGGAGUUAAUCUUAAGUCUUGGGUGUUACAUUACAAUAAUAACAUGUACACAUUCACACAUAACAGUCAAAAAAAGCAGCUGUCAGGCCCUCAGUCCUCCAGAAUCGGAGUGUUUGUAGAUCGCAGAGCAGGUCUUCUGAUAUUCUACAGUGUCUCUGACACCCCAACUCUGAUCCACAGAGUCCACACCCCAUUCACCGAGCCGCUCUAUGCCGGAUUGGGCCUGUGUUAUUUUAACACUUCAGCAAAGUUGUGUACAUACAAGGGCAGACAGGAGGAGCAGCCCCCCCAAAUGUAG
Molecule: messenger RNA, 1473 nt
Organism: Sphaeramia orbicularis (orbiculate cardinalfish)
Lineage: Eukaryota; Metazoa; Chordata; Actinopteri; Kurtiformes; Apogonidae
Product: tripartite motif-containing protein 16-like
Exons: 1
Coding region: 1-1473 (490 amino acids)
Molecular function (GO): protein binding; zinc ion binding
Source: RefSeq, a predicted model, not a curated record